UCUGUUUUAUCUGUUUGGAAUUAAAAUCAAGAGAGAGAUGGGAAGGGCUCCAUGUUGUGACAAGAAUGGGUUGAAGAGAGGUCCUUGGACUACUGAUGAGGAUGAGAUUCUUGUCAAUUACAUCAACAAGAAUAACGGACAUGGCAGCUGGAGAUCUCUUCCACAGCAAGCAGGCCUUCUUCGUUGUGGAAAGAGUUGCCGACUCAGGUGGACAAAUUAUCUUAGACCAGAUAUUAAGCGUGGCCCAUUCACUGAGGAAGAACAGAAGCUAAUCAUUCAGCUCCAUGGCAUGCUUGGAAACAGGUGGGCUGCUAUUGCUUCUCAGUUACCUGGACGAACCGACAAUGAGAUCAAGAACUUAUGGAACACACACUUGAAGAAGCGCCUUGUCCGCAGUGGGAUCAAUCCUCAAAAUCACGAGCCUUUUACUUCUGACGGUUCAACUCCAAGAGCAUCAGCUUCCACCACGACACGCCACAUGGCACAAUGGGAGAGUGCUAGGCUUGAAGCUGAGGCUAGGCUGUCAAGGGAUUCAUCACAGUUCAAUACGCCAUUCCUGGAAAAAUCUGAUUCGGACUACUUUCUGCGCUUAUGGUACUCUGAUGUUGGAGAGUCAUUCAGAAAGCUUCCCAUGUCAGGUAAAACUCCGUCGGAUAGCCCCAUCUCUGAGGCAUCUUCUUCAGGGAAGUGUAGAUCAAUCUCAGCUGUGACAACAGAAAUUAGCCAUUGCUUAAUGGGGUCAGCAAUCAUGGGGGCCGAUCAAGAUGAUGAUAUAGAAUACAAGGUUUUCAAGUCUGUUACUGGUGAAGAUAUGGUCUACAGGAUUUACAAGUCCAUGGAUGACAAUGUGAUACGUGGUUCUGACUCUUCAAGCACCAACAAAUUAGAUGACUCGUCAGAAUCUCCAAUGGAUAUGCUGCUGGAUUACCCCAUGAACAAUGACAUGAGCUUCUUUGAAGAUGAUAUGCAUAACUAUGCAACAAGUACUUCUGCCAACGUAGAAAAUGAUUUCAUCUGCCCUCUAUGAUUUGAAGCAGACCUUUGGAACUUCGUUUAUAUACGAGUUCGCUUCUUAAAUUUUGCUAUAUGGUAGCUAUUUCCUGUAUUAGCUUUCAAAGUAGUGACUAGUGAGAGAGCAAAGAUAUGGGUCCUGUGCUUAAUUUUUGGCUUACUGUUAGAGCAGUGCUGCUGCUUCUUGGUAGGAAUUUCCUUAUCAAACCGCGUGCUAGGAUUCUGUCUGUACAGUAGUUGCAGAUUCCAUAAUCGUUGCAGAUAUCUUAUGUAACUUCGAUGCUAUUAAGUGCUAAUAUUCCAUGUUUCCAGUUGCUCUCUCUUUUGGUAGUGGUGUUAUGCCAUAUUAUGAUGUCAUCUGGUUUAGCUGCUUGGCAUCUCAUACGUGUGUACUACAUCAAUUGGACAAGGUUGUUAAUUAGAAACUAAUACAUCAUUAUGAACUGU
Messenger RNA from Argentina anserina (silverweed cinquefoil), 1458 nucleotides. RefSeq names its product transcription factor MYB17. Bases 38 to 1027 code for a protein of 329 amino acids. The transcript has 3 exons. NCBI's taxonomy places the organism in Eukaryota, Viridiplantae, Streptophyta, Magnoliopsida, Rosales, Rosaceae. The record is from RefSeq and is a predicted model, not a curated record.